Zingiber officinale is the source of this 1082-nucleotide messenger RNA. Its product is annotated as ER lumen protein-retaining receptor. Gene Ontology annotation, biological process: endoplasmic reticulum to Golgi vesicle-mediated transport; protein retention in ER lumen. Gene Ontology annotation, cellular component: cis-Golgi network; membrane; endoplasmic reticulum. Lineage: Eukaryota; Viridiplantae; Streptophyta; Magnoliopsida; Zingiberales; Zingiberaceae. The transcript has 8 exons. The record is from RefSeq and is a predicted model, not a curated record. The coding region runs from base 182 to 829 and encodes 215 amino acids. Gene Ontology annotation, molecular function: ER lumen protein retrieval receptor activity.
UAAAAGAAGGAGGUCCGAAGCUACGUCGUCGCAUCCCGAUUUCGGAAGAGAGAGGCGGAAACGUGGAGGGGCAGGCAGGGGCCUAAGAUCGCCGAUCUCCGCAUUCGCCGAUCGUAUCCCGGCCGCAGAGUCAAGAGAUCGGAGGGCUCAAGGCCGGGGUUUCCUCAGCGGGUCGGCGGAGAUGAACAUCUUCAGGUUAGCGGGCGACAUGACGCAUCUCAUGAGCGUCCUCGUCCUCCUCCUCAAGAUCCACACCAUCAAAUCAUGCGCCGGCAUAUCUUUGAAGACGCAAGAGCUUUAUGCUCUUGUUUUUGCCACUCGUUACUUGGAUAUAUUUACUGAUUUUAUCUCGGUCUAUAAUACAAUUAUGAAGCUUAUAUUCUUGGGGAGCUCAUUUUCAAUUGUCUGGUACAUCCGAAGACACAAGAUUGUUCGCAGAUCUUAUGACAAGGACCAAGAUACUUUUCGGCACUUUUUCCUUGUGUUACCAUGUCUACUGUUGGCCCUAAUUAUAAAUGAAAAGUUCACAUUUAAGGAGGUUUUGUGGACCUUCUCGCUGUAUCUGGAAGCAGUUGCAAUACUUCCUCAAUUGAUAUUGUUGCAAAGGACAAGAAAUAUUGACAACUUAACUGGUCAAUAUGUUUUUCUGCUGGGAGCAUAUAGAGCAUUGUACAUCCUGAACUGGAUUUACCGAUACUUCACUGAGCCUCAUUAUGUUCAUUGGAUAACAUGGAUCUCAGGAUUAGUUCAGACACUGCUGUAUGCUGAUUUUUUCUACUACUACUUCAGCAGUUUGAAGAACAAUGUUAAGCUCAAGCUACCGGCAUAACUUCAUCACUUGGAGACCAACUGUAGUAGGAUGUAGUUGUGAGGCUUCACUACUGUAAAGUAAACAUCUCUGAGAUCAUGGACCGUCAUUUUAUCCAACACUAGCAACUUUGAACUGUUUGGUCCUAUUUUUUAUUCCUCCUUAUGAAUGCAUGUAUACUUGCUUGGCUAAGAUGACAAAUUUGGCAAAGUCAUAUUGUGUUUGAGUAGCAAAACGCAAUUGCAUUUUAUAUAUUAUCUUGCAGUUUACUCUA